Molecule: messenger RNA, 1555 nt
Organism: Drosophila albomicans
Lineage: Eukaryota; Metazoa; Arthropoda; Insecta; Diptera; Drosophilidae
Product: chitinase-like protein Idgf2
Exons: 3
Coding region: 98-1429 (443 amino acids)
Biological process (GO): chitin catabolic process; carbohydrate metabolic process
Cellular component (GO): extracellular region
Molecular function (GO): chitin binding
Source: RefSeq, a predicted model, not a curated record
UGGCUCCGGUUUCGACUUAAAUUUUAGUUCUAUUUCGAUUGCUUUUCGCUGUGGUCGUGUUUCUUAAAAAAUACUUCCCUUUUAAGGACACGUUAAAAUGAAACAAAUAGUAUUAUUUUUGGCUAUUGCGGGUCUUUAUGUGGCGGCCACCAAUGCGGAGCACAAAGUAGUCUGCUAUUAUGAUUUCGCAAGCGAUUUACGUGAAGGCGUAGGCCGGUUAACGACCAAGCAAUUGGAGGCAGCUCUUCCGUAUUGCUCGCACUUGGUUUAUGGCUAUAUGAUCAUGUAUGGCGACAACUACCAGGUUCACAGUUAUGGUGAAGUGGAUGAAGUGGAUAUUCGUCAACAAUAUUUCGCCGAAAUCAAAUCGUUCAAACAAAAAUAUCCUGAAUUGAAAGUUCUACUAAGUGUGGGCGGUGAUCGGGACAUCGAUGUCGGUUAUCCACGUAAAUAUAUUGAAUUACUUGAGGCUACACAGGAAAAACAGAAAAAAUUUAUCGAGUCGGCUCACUGGUUGGUCGAGUACUACGGAUUCGAUGGCCUAGAUUUGGCCUAUCAAUUCCCGCGUAACAAACCUCGUAAGAUCCAUGGUGUUGUGGGAUCGUUUGUUAAAUCGUUCAAAAAAAUUUUCACGGGCAAUGAAGUUGUGGACCCUGAUGCAGACAAACAUAAGCAACAAUUCACUAGGCUUGUCAGUGACUUGCAUGACAAACUUCAUCAUGAUGGAUAUCUACUGUCUUUGACUGUGCUUCCGAAUGUCAACUCUACAUGGUACUUUGACAUUCCAAAAUUGAACAAACUGGUUGAUUUUGUGAAUCUUGGCACCUUUGACUUUUACACUCCCGAACGCAAUCCUGAGGAAGCUGACUACUCGGCUCCGCUCUUCUAUGACAAUUCCGAGGACAGACUACCACACAACAACGUUAAAUUCCAGACAGAGUAUUGGAACAAUCAAGGCUUCCCAGCUAAGAAACUUAAUGUGGGCAUUCCCACCCAUGGCAAUGUUUGGCAGCUAACCGAUGAUUCAGGCAACACCGGAAUUCCCAUUGUCCACCAUACAGCUGGUCCUGCUCCACCAAGCCCUCUCACAAACAAACAUGGACUGCUUAGUGCACCAGAGAUUUGUAAAUUACUAACACUGCCCGGCAUUGAUGUAAAAAUGGACAAGGAGGCGCAUAUAACCCAUUCGACCUUAGGACAUUAUGGCUACCUUCCAGCAGAAGGUAAAUCUCGUGGUCUCUGGGUUGGUUACGAUGACAUAGAUACGGUCACUAAGAAGGCAGAAUUCGCACUCGUUUAUGCAGGAGGUGUUGCCCUAUUCCAUCUUGGACACGAUGAUUAUCUUGGGGUGUGCGCUAAGGUAAGCUAUCCAAUACUCCGCUCCAUAAAUCAGACAUUCCAGGAUACAAUAAAUGUAAAAUUAAUUUGAAUUGUUGUACUGUAAAAGAAACGUAUGUUUAUUAAAUUUAACAACCUUUAAAAUUAUAAUGAAAAUAUCAUGUAAUUUCACACUAGAAGACAUUAAAGACCUAGAAAAAAUACUUCCUCCAAAAUU